Molecule: messenger RNA, 2023 nt
Organism: Aspergillus alliaceus
Lineage: Eukaryota; Fungi; Ascomycota; Eurotiomycetes; Eurotiales; Aspergillaceae
Product: FKBP-type peptidyl-prolyl cis-trans isomerase
Exons: 4
Coding region: 128-1549 (473 amino acids)
Cellular component (GO): nucleolus; chromatin
Molecular function (GO): peptidyl-prolyl cis-trans isomerase activity; macrolide binding
Source: RefSeq, a predicted model, not a curated record
GUCUUUUCACUGGUAUCAAUCAAAACUUUUCCUCUCGUCGUUUCUGUUUUGCUUCCUUCUUUUUUCUUACCUCAUCCUCUCACCUUAAUUCCUCCUUUCUCUCUCUUAUCGCCCCUAAUAUUUAACUAUGUCUGGUGUUCAACCUGUAGCAGUGUAUGCCCUCAGGGUGCCUCCUGGUACCCUGGUGCCCGCCGUGCCUGAUGCGGCUGCUAUGUUCCGUGUGAGCAUGGCUGCCAUCGAUCCUGACGAGGAACCCGACUUCGAUGGACAUGACACCAACAAGCGCCCCAGAGCCACCCUCAAGCUCAUUCGUCCUCCUCCUGGAUUGGAGCUCGAAGACGACUCGGAUGAUGAUGACUACGAGGACGUGGACUCUGAGGAUGACUCCGACGAUGAGGAAGUCAAUGGCGGUCCCAGCGACAAGGAGAAGGCUCGUAAGCUCAAGGAGGUCGCUGCUCUCAAGGAGAUGGAGGAAGCCAUGGACGAGGACGACGACGAUGAGGAUGACGAUGAGGAUGGAGAAUUCGACCUGAAGGCCGCUAUCUCGAAGCUUGUUAAGGGCAAGGCCCCUGCUACUGAUGAUGACGAGUCUGAUGGCGAGUCCGAUGAGGGCCUGGAACUCGAUGAGAUGGUCGUCUGCACAUUGGAUACCGAGAGGAAUUUACAGCAGACUCUGGAUAUCACUGUCUCUGAGGAUGAGCGUGUUUUCUUCAAGGUUACCGGUACUCACACUGUCUAUCUGACCGGAAACUAUGUGAUCCCCACCGAUGAGGGCCGUCAGGGUUACGAUGAUGAAGAUGAGGAAGAUGAGGACUAUGACCUUUCCCCCGACGAGGACGAGUUGGAUCUGGACGAACUCAUGGGCGAAGACGAGAGCGAUGAUCUCGAUGGUCUGGAGAACCCCAGGAUUACCGAGGUUGAAAGCGAAGAGGAAGAGGCCCCCAAGCUCGUUGAUACCAAGGGAAAGAAUAAGCGCUCUGCCCCAGCCGAUGAGGAAAAGCCUGCGAAGCAGGUAGCUAACAGCGAGGAGGGUCUGAGCAAGAAGCAGCAGAAGAAGCUCAAGAAGAACAAUGGUGACGCUGCUGCUGUUGAGCAGAAGAAGGAGGGCAAGGACGGAAAGGAAGCCAAGAAGGUCCAGUUCGCCAAGAACCUUGAGCAGGGUCCUACCCCCUCCGGUCAGGAUAAGAAGCCCUCCGAGCAGACCACUGGCACUCUUGGCGUCAAGGAGAUCAAGGGCGUUAAGAUUGACGACAAGAAGCUUGGAAAGGGACCUGCCGCCAAGGCCGGCAACACCGUCUCCAUGAGAUACAUUGGGAAACUCGAGGACGGCAAGGUGUUCGAUUCCAACAAGAAGGGCAAGCCUUUCAGCUUCAAGCUCGGCAAGGGUGAAGUGAUCAAGGGCUGGGACAUUGGUGUUGCUGGCAUGGCCGUUGGUGCCGAGCGUCGCAUUUCCAUCCCCCCUCAUCUGGCCUACGGCAAGAAGGCUCUUCCCGGCAUUCCUGGCAACUCGAGGUUGAUCUUCGAUGUCAAACUGCUUGAGAUUAAAUAGACGACUCGUCCGCACCAUGUACAAGGUUGCAUAUUAGCUUGAUGUUUGGUUAUCACGGUGGCUGUGCUGUCCAUAUGGAUUUCGAUAUGUCUCUUUCUUCUGUUGUUUCUCACUCUGUCAAAAAAAACGGUGUUCUAGGGGACUUGAAUUUUAGUUUCAAUUCGUCAGUGUCUUUAUUGUUGCUUUUUUUUACUUCGUUUUCUUUUCUUCUUGUUUUGCUUAAUUGUGAUAUCCGACUUGUUUCUUUCUUGCACCGUUGUGCAUGUAUACAGCAGGGAUGAGGAUAUUGCAAAGCAAAGCGUGUAUCUUCCAAUAGAAAGGAGUGAGAAUACUCAAAACCUGGAUCCAUAAUACUAGUAUACCACUUCAAGUUACUAUCUAUGAUUAUAUCAACGGUUUCUUGUAGGUUGCUCUUCCACGUGAGUCGUAACUUCCUUAAUCGAUAAUAAAUGGAUCUUUAACCAUCUCUCUUCC